GCGUGAUGAUAACAAAAUACAUACAUUAUUUUUAUCAAUAUGUAUGCUUUGAACUUUGAUUAAAAAAAACAAACAUCACAAACAAAAAUAAUCACCAUAAUCAUUUUCAAACAUGUUGCCUGAAAAAUUGGAACAACGAUUCAAUGAUCUUGGUCUUGAAAUCAAUUAUUUUAAGAUCGGUUGGUAUAAUGAUGCAGUUAAUACCGAAUAUCAUCUCCCAUAUCCUAAUGAUACAUUAGCAUUUGUUGUCCUUUCAACUCCAUCGUGGUUUGAAAAAGCAUUUUUACCAUUUUUGGCCAAAAAUUUAGAUCCAUCUACAAUAAAUAACAGUGAUGAUCUAGAUCAAAAUCAUGGUUGUCUUUCGAUGAAUUGUCGAGAUCCCGUUGAUCAAUGUAUGAGACAUCAUUUUGAAAUAUUAGCCAAGGAAAUAUCAUCCACCUUGUGUACCGAAGUAGAUAGUAUUCAUGAUUUUGAGUUAUUAAUGCCAUAUCGUCGGCCACGUGUGCUUCUACAAACUGCUGCUCAUAUUUCCGGUGCAGCUUAUUAUUACCGAUUGCCAAAACGUGAAAACAUUGUACAUAAACUUGGCGUUUGUGUACAUCCUGAAUAUGGUGGUUGGUUCGGUUUACGCGGUGUAUUCGUUCUCAAACAAAUAUUGGUUCCGGAUUUGGUACGAAAACAACCGGUUAACGUCAUACCUGACAUUCAACAACAGGAAGCAUUGCUCAAACUAUUUAAUGAACGUUGGCGUGAUGGUAGCUAUAGAGAUUUUAUACCGGUAAAAUCUCGUUAUAGUGAAUUACAGUUUAAAUAUUUUACUCUUGAACCUCGUCAACGUUUUGAAUUUAUUCGUCAGGAAAUUUUUCCAAAAUUAAAUGAAUUAAUUUCGGUAAAUGAUUUUCCGAAUCAAGAACAAUCAAAUUUCCAUUGAAUAAUUAUGGAUAAUAAGUCGAAAAAUGAUAUAUCAUUCAGGAAAAUUAACAG
This is a messenger RNA of Dermatophagoides pteronyssinus (European house dust mite), 984 nucleotides long. RefSeq names its product cyanocobalamin reductase / alkylcobalamin dealkylase-like. Gene Ontology annotation, biological process: cobalamin metabolic process. Gene Ontology annotation, molecular function: cyanocobalamin reductase (cyanide-eliminating) (NADP+) activity; FAD binding; demethylase activity. The record is from RefSeq and is a predicted model, not a curated record. Gene Ontology annotation, cellular component: cytoplasm. NCBI's taxonomy places the organism in Eukaryota, Metazoa, Arthropoda, Arachnida, Sarcoptiformes, Pyroglyphidae.